AUGAGGUCUUCUUCUUCUACUGUUGCUGAUUCGGGUAUGAUCAAUAUCGCUGCGAGUGCUCAGAAGCUUGAUGUUGAUAAUCGAAUUGCUCUUCGGUUUUAUUAUCGGGUUGCUGAUAACAUACUUUGGCAGGCCGACAUUUUUCGCGCAGAGAAGAACAUCAUUGACCUAUAUGUCCUGCUUUUGAGAUUUUCUAGUUUGGCAUCUGAGACAAUACCGCGUCACCGAGAGUAUAGAUCAUCUCCACAAACCAAGAAAUAG
This is a messenger RNA of Lathyrus sativus (Indian pea), 261 nucleotides long. NCBI's taxonomy places the organism in Eukaryota, Viridiplantae, Streptophyta, Magnoliopsida, Fabales, Fabaceae. The record is from the annotation of a GenBank genome assembly.